AUGUUCAAUCCAACGACCGCCCGUCUGCCUCAGGGUAGCACCAUCUACAUCACUGGUGUGACAGGAUACAUCGGCGCCUGGAUCACGCAGUAUGCUCUCGAACUUGGGUACAACGUCCGCGGCGCAGUUCGCUCUCUCGAGAAAGCAGCUUGGCUACAGGAGCAUUUUAACUCCAAAUUCGGGCCAGGGCGAUACACCCAAGUCCUCCUCCCAGAUUCAUCUGACUUGAAGGCGUUCAAAGAGGGUAUCAAGGGCGUUCAAGGUAUUGCCCAUGUCGCAGUCAAUACCAACCGUUCUACCGAAGCCGAACCCUAUAUUCCCGACAUGGUCAAUGAAACCAUCAACAUCCUGAAGGCCGCUCAAGCAGAAGCAUCAGUCAAAGCCGUUGUCUUCACUUCCACUGCUUUGGCUUCCUCAGCCUGGGGCGAAAAAGGUCAUUUCAAGGAGUGGCAAUACAAUGAAGACUUCAUCAAGUACGCCUACGAUCCCAACUUUCAGCACCCUUCGAAGGGUUUCAUCGUGUACGGUGCUGCCAAAGCAAUGUCAGAGAAAGCAGCAUGGAAGUACAUGCAAGACGAAAAGCCGCACUUUACUUUCAACACUAUUCUCCCAAAUGCCAACUUUGGACCCUCGCUAGUUUACGAGAAGCAAGGACAUGCUUCUACAGGAGGCUUUCCUAAAGCCGUCUUUGACGGUGAUGAAGCCAUUGUCAAGGGCGUGGUACCCAUGUAUCAUAUCGACGUUCGCGACGAUGCGAGGCUGCAUGUCGCUGCUCUCGUCGACCCGCAGACGGCUGGCAGACGGCUGUGGGGAUAUGGCGAGCCCUUUCAUUGGAACAUUGUACUCGGUAUAUUCCGCAAGCUUUGGCCUCAGAGAAAGUUCCUCGACGAUGUUCCAGGCUUAGAGUUGGAUGAUAGUGUGCCGCCGACCGAGGGCGCACUUAAAGCGCUCAAGAAUGUGUUCGAUCAAGAUGGUUGGACUUCGCUUGAGAAUUCUCUGAAGGACGCUGGGCUAGAUCGGGAACCACCAGCUGGGUCGCAGAAGAUAGAUAUCUUCAAUUAA
Molecule: messenger RNA, 1062 nt
Organism: Alternaria postmessia
Lineage: Eukaryota; Fungi; Ascomycota; Dothideomycetes; Pleosporales; Pleosporaceae
Exons: 1
Coding region: 1-1062 (353 amino acids)
Molecular function (GO): oxidoreductase activity, acting on the CH-OH group of donors, NAD or NADP as acceptor
Source: RefSeq, a predicted model, not a curated record